GCUGGAGAAGGGCUCUCGCGAAUUCAAGCUUUGUUUUUAUCAACGCGACUGGUUAAUUGGCGAAUCCAUUCCGGCAUGCAUUUUAAAAUCAAUAGAGGAAUCGAAAAGAAUUAUUAUACUGAUGACCAAGAAUUUCAAGGAGUCAUCCUGGGGUCGCUUCGAAUUCCGUAUGGCCAUUCAGGCUACCUCUAUCGACCGGUAUAAACGCCUGAUUAUAAUCGUGUAUCCAGAAGUCGAAGACUUUAACGACCUGGACUCCGAGCUGAAAACCUACAUGAAAUUAAAUACGUAUCUGAGACGUGAUGAUCCCCAGUUUUGGAGAAAACUAAUCUAUGCAAUGCCCCACAAUCAUGGAAGUACUGGACGAACUGAUCAGCAGUAAUGACCGACAGAUUCAAGAGAGACUGAGAUCCUGAUUAGUUGUAUAAUAUAUCCAUUUUAUUCCAUAAGGAUAUAUAUUAAAAUAUACUAUUAAAUGUUGACAUUGCAAUUGCAAUGUUGUUGAUAGAGGUCAAA
Molecule: messenger RNA, 516 nt
Organism: Drosophila montana
Lineage: Eukaryota; Metazoa; Arthropoda; Insecta; Diptera; Drosophilidae
Product: protein toll-like
Exons: 1
Coding region: 122-382 (86 amino acids)
Biological process (GO): inflammatory response; toll-like receptor signaling pathway; innate immune response
Cellular component (GO): plasma membrane
Molecular function (GO): transmembrane signaling receptor activity
Source: RefSeq, a predicted model, not a curated record